GUGAUCUUUGCCAUGAGCCUGCGAUCUUACUCGUGAUCCUCAAAAUGUCCAGUCAAACACCAUUAUACAAGCCCCUCCCGGCCCCCCGGCGCAUAGUCACAACUCACAACGCCGCAGGCCAAGCGAUCCUCAUCACCGACCUCGCCUCCGAACUCCCCAAAGGAUCCGUCCCGGGAACAGACCUUUACCUGGCCUACUCCUCUCCCUCCCUCCCCGCUCCGCUCCCCAAAGACGCCGAUCUGAAUGCCUACAAGACCCACCUUACCUUGAAGCCGCCCCUCGAAAUCGGCAUCGACAUCCCGGGAGGCCUCGCCGCCCGCGUCGUUGAUUUCCUCCCCGGUGGGCCCGGCGCGCCAAUGCAUCGGACCGAGACCUUGGACACGGGUGUACUUGUCGAGGGCGAACUGGAGCUGGUGCUGGACAGCGGGGAGACGGCUGUGCUCAAGAGGGGAGAUGUGUAUGUGCAGAGGGGCACGAUGCAUGGGUGGAGGAAUGUGAGCGAGACAGAGACCGCGAGGUUGUUUGUUGUGCUUACUGCGGCGGAGAUGCCUGUCUUUGGCGGGGAGAAGCUCAAGGAGGUUAUGCCUGUCCCUCCCACCGAUUCGGGGGCCGAGUAGUGUCGGUUGAGAGAUCUUUCUCGUAUGUUUCGAUGCGCGAUGAUAAAGUUUCGGUCGCAAGAACGGUUGAUGUAUGGGGGUGUUUUUCAUCUUGAGUGGAGGCCCGAAUCCGUCGCCGUCGAGCUGCACGGUAGCUUUAACACACUACAGGAGGUCAGUGUAGUAACGAAGGUGCAGGAUUAAGCGUUGUCGAAUUUCUUGAGUCUUAAAGUAGGAGGACUAUUAAGUGUCCAUAUUG
Messenger RNA from Colletotrichum acutatum, 855 nucleotides. RefSeq lists its product as uncharacterized. The record is from RefSeq and is a predicted model, not a curated record. The transcript has 2 exons. The coding region runs from base 45 to 617 and encodes 190 amino acids. NCBI's taxonomy places the organism in Eukaryota, Fungi, Ascomycota, Sordariomycetes, Glomerellales, Glomerellaceae.